This is a messenger RNA of Plutella xylostella (diamondback moth), 2290 nucleotides long. RefSeq names its product LIM zinc finger domain containing stck (gene stck). The record is from RefSeq and is a predicted model, not a curated record. NCBI's taxonomy places the organism in Eukaryota, Metazoa, Arthropoda, Insecta, Lepidoptera, Plutellidae. Gene Ontology annotation, cellular component: cytoplasm; focal adhesion; cell-cell junction. Gene Ontology annotation, biological process: positive regulation of substrate adhesion-dependent cell spreading; cell-cell junction organization; positive regulation of integrin-mediated signaling pathway.
GAGUGGUUAACCUACAUACCUAAUACAAUGUUCCUCGUAUUACUUCAUCAUUCACACCCACUGGCUAAUUUAUUUUAUGCUAUAACCACCUGAAUGGUUUCACUAAAACAACCCUCAGAAAAUGCCCACAUCUUUCACUCAAGAAAAAAGCUUUUCAUUGGAGUUCCCAAAUAUGCUUAAUUAGCUCUAGGUUAACACAAUCUUACACACUGCACCAAAUAAUGAAUGUGUAAACCAAUAUUCCAUGAUAAACCAACUAUAUCAGCUAAGCACUAAAUUGCAACUAAAAUACAUAGCCAAGUAAAGUGAAUAACACAUUGACUGCUUAUCUCAAGCUAUUAUUAUGUUUUGUAGGAAAAACAUAUGCCUUUCCUGUAGAUAAUGAAUUAUCCUCAUGUGCUAGUUAGUCCCAUUCCCUAUUGACAUCCUGAGCAGUUUACUACAUUUGUUUUAAUCUACACUCUAAUAAAAUUAAUUCAUCAAAAUGUCUGUUAUGGAAUCAAACAACCACCAGAAAGCUCAAACAGAAAUUGCUACAAUGUCGUUGGACAAUAUGUUCUGCACCCGUUGUGGGGACGGGUUUGAAUCUAAUGAGAAGAUUGUCAACUCUAACGGAGAACUCUGGCAUACCAACUGUUUUGUAUGCGCCCAAUGUUUCCGUGUGUUCCCUGACGGUGUGUUCUAUGAGUUUGAGGGUCGCAAGUACUGCGAGAGGGACUUCCAGGUGCUCUUCGCCCCGUGCUGCGGGAAAUGUGGCGAGUUCGUCAUCGGCCGCGUGAUCAAGGCGAUGAACUCCAACUGGCACCCGAACUGCUUCCGCUGCGAAGAGUGUGACCUGGUGCUGGCGGAUGCCGGCUUCAUCAAGCACGGCAACCGUGCGCUGUGCCACGCCUGCAACGCUAGAGUCAAGGCUGAUGGACUGCAGAACUACAUGUGCCAUAAGUGCCACGGCGUGAUCGACGGCGAGCCGCUCCGUUUCCGCGGGGAGGUGUACCACGGCUACCACUUCUCGUGCGCCACGUGCAGCGUGGAGCUCGACCACACGGCCAGGGAGGUCAAGAGCCGGCCCGGGUACGCCGCUAAUGAUGUCAACAACCUGUUCUGCCUGCGCUGCCACGACAAGAUGGGCAUCCCGAUCUGCGGCGCGUGCCGCCGGCCCAUCGAGGAGCGCAUCGUCACCGCGCUCGGGAAGCACUGGCACGUCGAGCACUUCGUGUGCGCAAAAUGCGAGAAGCCGUUCCACGGGCAGCGGCACUACGAGCGGCGCGGGCUGGCGUACUGCGAGCUGCACUACCACCAGCUGUUCGGCAACAUGUGCCACGUGUGCAACCAGCGCGUGGCGGGUGACGUAUUCACCGCCCUGAACAAAGCCUGGUGCGUGCACCACUUCGCUUGCUCGGUCUGCGACGCGCCGCUCUCCACUCGCUCCAAGUUCUACGAGUGCGACGAGCGGCCCGCGUGCCGCCGCUGCUACGAGAAGUUCCCCGUGGAGCUGCGGCGGCGCUUGCGUCGCGCCAGAGAGUAUACCGUGCGCAGGAACUAGUUCUGGCGGUUGGCGGUAGAUGGCGCUGGUUGGGGGGUUUUGGACGGGUUGGUCGGUACACUAGAAGCCAGUUUCGAUAACUCUAUCUACCUACUAUUUUGACAUAUUAAAAGUUUCAAUCUGUUAAAAUCGUAUGAAAGUAACUGUCAGCUAUCGAUAGAUAGAGUUAUUGAAACUGGCAGUAGGAUUUUUUGGGACAUACAAUGGGCUCCCUUGGUGGUGUCCGCCGUGAUGGCUGGGCAAUAUAGUAAGUUGGAGUUUGCCUAAUUUAACUUCAUCGUUGAUGACCAAUCCAGUACCAUUAUUUGAUGCCGUGCCGAUAGAUGAAGCUGGUUAAAGAUAAGCAUGUAAUUUGACUAACUAAUAAUAAUAAGUUUCAUAGAAUAAUGUCGGGUUUCCGUCCUAACCCGUAUACAAUGCCUACAUAGUUGAUUGUGACAAGUAUUUGAAAGUGCAGAAAAGUAUAAAAGAUUGCAUUUAGCUAAUCACAGUGCCUUGUAAAGUGCCAUUCACUAUACAACAUAGCUAAGCUAGUAAAAAAAAACGUUAUUUUCGGUAUCAAAACCUUUUUUGAAUAACCAAAGUACCUACGUAAACUACUAAUGAAUGCAUUAAUAACUGUAAUGUUUUGUUGUUACGAGUAUAACGCUGUUAAUUUGUAAGUGCCUUAAUAAUUAAUGAAUUGUAUUUUAUAAGAAUGUAUUGGAAAACUUAAUUUAAAAAUAUAUUUGAAUCUAAUAACUUGUA